This is a messenger RNA of Cutaneotrichosporon cavernicola, 1785 nucleotides long. RefSeq lists its product as uncharacterized. The coding region runs from base 1 to 1785 and encodes 594 amino acids. The record is from RefSeq and is a predicted model, not a curated record. Gene Ontology annotation, cellular component: nucleus. The transcript is spliced from 5 exons. Gene Ontology annotation, molecular function: zinc ion binding; transcription cis-regulatory region binding; DNA-binding transcription factor activity, RNA polymerase II-specific. NCBI's taxonomy places the organism in Eukaryota, Fungi, Basidiomycota, Tremellomycetes, Trichosporonales, Trichosporonaceae. Gene Ontology annotation, biological process: positive regulation of transcription by RNA polymerase II.
AUGAUGGUCGAACACGCAGACGGCAGCCCCGACUCGCCGAAUGCGCCCAUUCAAAAGCGCAAGCGAAGCCGCGCUGGAUGCUACACCUGCCGCCGCCGCAAGAAGGCCUGCGACAACUCGCGUCCGGUAUGCGGAUCAUGCACACGGCUUGGCAUACCAUGCGUGUUUCCAAAGCUGUACAGGAACGCCAAAGGCGAACUUGUCCCCAGUCCCCAGCCCAACGGCCGGACUAAGCGCCUUUCGAGAGACUCUGAGUCGCCAGAGAUUGAGAGGGGCAACGCUUUGACAAGCGCAGUCAACCCGUGGGACAACGCACAGGCUGGAUGGACUGCCCACUCCCAGCCGUCAGUCGGGAGUACGACGUACCUUCCUGACGAGGGAGGCGACAGCGGCGACAAUGACGUCUCUGACACUGCACUCGACGCUUUCCUCCAGAGCUUGAACGACAACUCUGGCGGAGACGGCCAGGGAUGGAUGUUGCCUCUGUUUGCCGACGGCGCCCUUGAGCUCGACCUCAAUGGCGGUCAUCCGUCAGCUGUUGCCAUGCAGCCCCCACCGUUCGACCACAGUCCCAGUGCGAUGCAACCACCGCCGCCACCCAACCCAACGCAGCCCAACUUCAUCGCCUCUGUUCUCGACCACCUCCCGGCACUGUACGAGUACUGGGUAAACUCGUUCUCCCAUGUACUCUCGGUCCUCGGCCCGGGUCACAACCCGCAGGUCGACAACAUGUUCCCAGUGGUCCAGCGCUCACCAUUAGUGAUGUGCGCGCUUAUAGCAUGGGCCGCAACCCACCGGGCCAAUAUCGGCCACCCGUACGAGGAGGUCGCGAGACUCGCGACCGAGUUUACCGAGCUCCAGGCCGACCAGAUCGACAUAGAGCGCGAGCUCACGCCGAACGAGAGAGAAGAGUACAUGUGGACACUGCUCAUCCUGGGCGGUACCGAGAUUGUACAGGGCGACGUCAAGGGCUGGGUCCGCCGGUUACCGAUGACUCGAAGGCUGCUGUGCAAGGUCGUCGAGACGAUAGACUUUGGCACCACGAUAACGUGGCAGGCACUCGCGUACAACUGUGCAUAUCACGACAUCCUCGCGAGUCUCACGACUGCCAAAAUCCCCGACUUCCCCUACGAGUUGUACAACCGCAUCCUCACGGCGAACGACCUCGAGAUGGAUUCGUACAUGGGCGCCACGCGCCGCAUCUUCCAGUUCCUCAUCGAGAUCGCUGCGCUCGCGGGCAAGGUGUCGACGAUCUACGCGCAGCCCGAAUCCCCAGAACGCGACCGCGCCUUGGGCCGCAUAGUCGCCGAUGCCCUGUCGAUGAGGGCGCGCCUCGACGCGGCCGACCUCCCGAACGGGUUAUUCAAACACCCUCUCCCUGUAGGGACGGACCGCGCGCUCCUCAUCGUCUCAUUCUACACCUACAAACUCGCUGCCGAGCUGUACCUCCGCCAGAGUGUGCUGCGAUGUGGUCCAAGCGACCUCAAGAACCGCCGCCUCGGCGUGCGCAUCAUCAACAACAUCCACCAGAUCCUCGGCACACCCAACGAGAGCCAGAUGUGCUUCCCUCUUUUCCUUGCUGGGGUCGCGACAGCCGACGCGAAGGGCCGUGCCGAGGUCGAUAGGAUAUUUCACAAGUUCUCGUCACGCGUCCAAGUCCGCAAUGUCAUGGCCAUCCUCAACCUGCUGUACGAGGUGUGGAAGCGCGACCCCGAAGGUGACCGAUACGUUGACUGGCGCAAGCUCGCGGAGGAGCAGAUGGAGGUCGCGUACUCUUUUGCGUAG